This is a messenger RNA of Tetrahymena thermophila SB210, 1086 nucleotides long. Its product is annotated as transmembrane protein, putative. The transcript has a single exon. Lineage: Eukaryota; Ciliophora; Oligohymenophorea; Hymenostomatida; Tetrahymenidae. The record is from RefSeq and is a predicted model, not a curated record.
AUGUCUGCUUUGAAUAAAGGAGAAGUGUUGAGGCUAAAAAAUUUGAUUUAUAUCACUUCAUUCAAUAUGUCAUUUUCGAUACUAAGUGGAUUAAUCAUUCUUAAAAUAGGAGUAUGGCAAUUAUUGGUCUUGAAUUUAAUUUUCAGCUUAUUUUGUUUCACCUAUGACUUAGGAGGAGAAAGCUUAGAUGAGGUUUGUAUAGUUUUAUGUUUAAAAUUUUUUAAUUUUAAUUCUGUUUUAAACUAUAAAAAUUAUAACUUUAUAGAAUAAUCAAUUUAUGAUAGAAAUAACAAAGUUUCAAUAAUUUAAUAAAUAGCUAUGAUAUUGAUGAUUAUCAUAUUUGGAUAAAAUCCUAAUUCAAGUAAUGUAUCUUAAGCUGAUAAUCUAUCUUAAAGUUAUGCAAACAUAUUGCUUUUAGUAAUAUCUUCAAUAGGUUUUUUUAUUUUUUCAUACUUAGAAAUAAAAAAAUUACAAAAAAAAACAAAUAUUGUUGUAGUUAGCAGUGAGAAGGAAUUUAUUUAAAUGCUUUCCAAAUUAUAAGCAUGUUUGAUGAAAUAUCAUUUUGUUAUUUUCAAAGACAAAAUCCUAUUAGAUUGCCCAGCUUUAAUAUAAAAUACUGCUCUUGAAAACCAAUCAGAAUCAUAUUCUCUUUAGGUUGAUCAAGUUGAUUGCUAUGUUUACUACUUUGAAAAAUUAAUAGCAGAUAUUUUAAAUUGUAAAUAAAAAGGCAAAGCAAAUUUUGAAUUGGUACCUAAUUUGAGAAAAUAUUAAUGCAAAUGCACAAAAAGUUAUAAAGAUUUAUUUUUAAAUUAUGAGAAAAUGUAUGAUAUACCUGUAGAAAAAGUUUAAAGCUUAAGUGAAACUGACAUGCAAAAUAUCAUUUUAAAAAAAUUCGUUCAAGGACAACUAUUCUGCACAUCUACAUAAGAUCUCAUUAAGAAAUACAAAGAAAAAAAUGGAUAUUUUAAUUUUCAUUUAUAAUUUGAAUAAAUUAUGUAUUAAACUAUAUUAAAAUAUAUUCUAAUCAGAGAUUAUAUUUAAGUUGUGCCAUGUUUCGUAUUAUAUGAUUUGUAUGAAAGCAACUGA